This is a messenger RNA of Fundulus heteroclitus (mummichog), 3437 nucleotides long. It is a transcript of the gene usta, whose product is annotated as uronyl 2-sulfotransferase a. Gene Ontology annotation, cellular component: membrane. The transcript has 8 exons. NCBI's taxonomy places the organism in Eukaryota, Metazoa, Chordata, Actinopteri, Cyprinodontiformes, Fundulidae. Bases 47 to 1276 code for a protein of 409 amino acids. The record is from RefSeq and is a predicted model, not a curated record. Gene Ontology annotation, molecular function: sulfotransferase activity.
CCAAGAGGCGGAUGGGUGACUUUCCACGUUGCUUUGUGAGGAGGAGAUGAUGAAGAAUUUCGGCAGCAGUCCCCCUCACAACAACAGCAACAGCAGCCACCACCAGACUCCCAACCACAUCAGAGAGCGACACCACCGAAAGCAGGGCUUGCUCUGCGCUCUACCGUGGCGCUUCUCCCUGCGAGGUUAUGGUUUCUGCAUGGCUGCGCUCUUCCUCUUCUGCUUCGGCUCGCUUUUUUACCAGCUGAACGGCGGGGCUCCAAGAAUACUGCUGGACAUCAGGCAGUAUCUCGGGGAAUCCACGUAUCUGAGUGACCACGGCCCCCCUGCUCAGAAAGUGCUCCCGUUUCCAAGCCAGGUGGUUUAUAACCGUGUGGGGAAGUGCGGCAGCCGGACUGUGGUCAUCCUGCUGAGGCUGUUGGCCGAGAAACAUAGGUUCAACCUAAUCUCUUCUGACAUCCAUAAUAAGACGCGCCUCACAAAACAUGAACAGGUGGAUCUGAUGAAGAAUAUCAGUAAGAUCCCGCAGCCAUUUCUCUAUACCAGACAUGUUCACUUCCUGAACUUCACCAGGUUCAGGAUAGAGGAGCCUGUCUAUAUCAACAUAAUCCGGGAUCCCAUAAGCCGGUUCCUCUCCAACUAUUUCUUCCGUCGCUUUGGUGAUUGGAGAGGGGAGCAGAACCACCUCAUACGAACACCAGGGAUGAAAGAUGAUGAGCGUUACCUGGAUAUAAACGUGUGCAUUCUAGAAAAUUAUCCUGAGUGCUCCAAUCCUCGAGUUUUCUACAUCAUCCCCUACUUCUGUGGACAACAUCCUCAGUGCAGAGAGCCUGGUGUGUGGGCUUUGGAGAGGGCCAAGCAGAAUGUACUAGAGAACUACCUCCUUGUUGGGAUCUUGGAGGAGCUGGAGGAUGUUCUGCUCAUGCUGGAGAGGCUCUUACCCCAUUACUUUUCUGGAGUUCUCAACAUUUACAAGAGUCCAGAAUAUCGGAAAAUGGGGAACCUGACCGGCACGGUCCGUAAACAUACUCCUACCCUGGAGGCCCUGCAGGUGCUCUACCACCGCAUGCGGUACGAGUAUGAGUUUUACGACUUCAUCCGUGACCAGUUUCACCUCAUGAAGAAGAAAAUUGGGCUGAGGUCCACCUCCCGUCCUCCAGCCUACCCGCCUGGUUUCCUGCGUGAACUGGCCCUUCGGACACCAGAACCUUUAGACGAAGAUGAGGAGCUGGACUCAGACCUGGAGGAUGCCAACAGCUGGCUGGUCCAUCCCUGAGGACUGUGGAAACAGUGGAUGAAGCCAAAUAAAAGAGUAGGCUGAAACUGGCUAAAGAGGCGGCCAAAGGAAUUGUGACAGUUUUCCCCCACCUUUUGAAUGUUGGCACCUUUAUUUUGGAUAGUUCAGUUUUCAGUCUUCAAGCUCUUAUUAUGAAAGGCCCAGCGCUUUGGACCGGAGCAUCCGAAAGAAACAAAAAUUAUCUAUUUAAAAGCUGGCCAAGGACAGACGGGAAUAAUAAUAAGCUCAAAUUAUUUUGUGAUUUGUUUUUAUUGGGGCUUGUUGGGAGGCUUUUAUGAUCUUAACUGUUGUAAUCUCCAGGAGAGAUUAGCGGACAAUUAAAUGUGUUGGGUAAUACACUAAAUGUGGGAGAGGACUUCAAAGACAUUUUCCGUUUGGGCUUUUCUUUUAUAAAAGUCCUGAUGUUAUAAAAUAAACUGGAUUGGGGAAAUGGAUUACAAAUAUGUGCCAUAAGUAUUAUAUGUAUAUUAGCUGUCCAGGACUGUUACAAGUGCCAAAUCGCGUUCGGAUUUCCAGUAACUGUGACACAGGAAGCUUUAUGAGCACAGGUGGUAGCAGUUACACUAAGUUAAGUCAGUUGUUUAUAACAUUUUAAGCUAUUGUAAAAUGUUAUAAGGUAUGAAUGAGGGUUAACCAUACACAUCUGUUAUGAAUUCAGAGAAUUCCACCUAGAUGUGCAUGAAUCACUGAGUUUGACCUAGCCAACAGAGUGUUUUAGAGUAGAUUUGUUAUUUGCAAAAUAACAGUAUGGCAAAGGGUUAUGAGUCACAUGCUAAAAGCAUUUAGGGAGCCUCAUUUGUAAUCCAAAGGUGAAACGAAAUCGGAGUUUACCAAAUAACAGUGUUCUGCUGUGAUGCUUUUUAAAACUGUAUAAAUAUCCUGCAGGUUUUUGUGAAAUAAUUCUACAUGGACAUCUGCGGCAAAAUGAGGGAUGUAAUCAAAACUGGGCAACAUUUUACCUUUAAUUCCUUCUUGAUUUUGUACUGUCGAAUGAUUUUGCACUUUUCUUGCAAAGUAUGAACAUGUUUGUGCUUUUGUUUAUUCUAAAGAGAUAGUAUUGAAUUUCUAUCCUUGAAAAAGGUUACAAUCAGUUAGUAUCUUGCCCACAGUUAAUGACUCUCUUGCAUCUUCAUUUACAACAGCUCCAAUCGCAAAAUCAUCAAAAAAGUUUAUCGGAACACUGCUUUGGAUACCUUCAAACCAUCCUCAGAUAUGCUUUACAUGGUUAUUUACAAAGGAAAUGAUUUACUUUAUUUAUUUAAACAAGAAAAUGGAGAGAUUCUGCAUCACCAAUGGUCUUCUUGGGUAAACAUGCACUGAGAUCAGAACAUGUUACGUUUCCAGAUAGAGUAACUCAUAAGAAAAAGUAAAUGGAAGUAAAACGCUAAAGUCUGGAGGUGGCUUAAGUUUUUGUUGCUCAAACACGUACCUCAAUUUCACAUAUAAAUAAACCAUAACACCCCAGUGCAAGUUUUUUUUUUUUUUUUUUUUUUUUUUUUUAGAUGUUCAUAAAAUAGUUUUUGCAUAAACCCUUAUGCUGUUUUUGUGACUGGAGGCUAUUGAAGGUUGUAGAAGUCCACUUUAGUCAUUAGGACUAAAGUGGAAUCUAGGACUAGCAGUUAGCUUCAGCCUACUGUACCAGCUAAUCUGGGUUUAUACUAAAUGAAUACACUAAGAGAGUUAUCCACUGCAGGAAAGAUGUUAACUGCUUCAGACCUUUGAACAGAAACCCAUUUAAAAAUUCAGAACUUUAGUACCUAUUUAAAUCAGCAAGCAAAUAACUUUUAAUCAUUUUACAAUAGCUACCGCUAGCAGUAGUGUAAAAUCCACAUACCCAUAAACUAACAACUCAACAACCCUCCUAAUGUCCAUCCCCUGUCCUCUUGUUAUUGUUACAUUUAUGUUUUCGGUAUUUUAUUUCCUAUCAAUUUAAUUUAUUAUAUUGUAAUCAUUUGCUUUCAAGAUAAAAUUCUCAGGAAGGAAAACAGUGUUGAAUACCUUUACCAUCUGUAUCGUGUUUUGUCAAGGGGAUGAAACUGUACAUGCCAUUUCUAUGUCUCCAGGGGGAAACUGAUUAACGGCAAAUACAUUUCAUCAUUCAAGGUCUUUGAAAUAAAUGCCCUCUGACUUUUGCAGCUAA